This is a messenger RNA of Mangifera indica (mango), 1772 nucleotides long. Its product is annotated as RNA polymerase II-associated protein 3. Gene Ontology annotation, molecular function: protein binding. The record is from RefSeq and is a predicted model, not a curated record. Bases 157 to 1521 code for a protein of 454 amino acids. The transcript is spliced from 12 exons. NCBI's taxonomy places the organism in Eukaryota, Viridiplantae, Streptophyta, Magnoliopsida, Sapindales, Anacardiaceae.
ACUGCAAACCGUCCUUAUGGUCUCCAAAAACUCUGUACUUGAAAACUCGUAGACUACGCUUCCAGAGACGUCGAAUUCGAAGCCAAUAAAGAGUUCAGCUUUCACACUUGCUAUGUCGAAGCACACUCGCGAUCAAGCUCUGGUCAAUUUGUUACUAUGUUCCAGGAUUUCCAGGGGUUUUUGAAUGACUUGCAGGACUGGGAAUUUUCUCUCAAAGACAAAGACAGAGACAAAAGAAUGAAGACCCAGGCUUCUCAAAAGGAUAAUCUGAAAGUUGGUGAAAAGCUUAGACCAAGUGGAAAUACAUCUAUAGUCGAUUCUUAUUCUAAUAACUAUGAUGCUGUUAGCCGCAUAUCAAGUAGUUUCAUGACUGAAGAGAGUCUUCCAGAUGCUACUUCAGAGAAAGAACUGGGUAAUGAGUAUUUCAAGCAGAAGAAGUUUAAAGAAGCUAUUGACUGCUAUUCAAGAAGCAUUGCCCUGUCUCCCACUGCAGUAGCCUAUGCAAAUAGGGCUAUGGCCUAUCUUAAAAUCAAGAGAUUCCAGGAAGCAGAGGAUGACUGUACAGAGGCCCUAAAUCUAGAUGAUCGCUACAUAAAAGCAUACUCACGUCGAGCUACGGCUAGAAAAGAACUUGGGAAGUUUAAAGAGUCCAUUGAGGAUUCAGAGUUUGCCUUAAGGUUGGAGCCUCAAAACCAAGAAGUCAAGAAACAAUAUACUGAGGUCAAAUCUUUGUAUGAGAAAGAGAUUCUUCAGAGGGCAUCUGGAAAGCUUAAAAGUUCUGUACAAGGAAUGGGGAAAGUUGGAAAGCCAGGGAUAAAAGUGAAUGGAGGUGAAGGCUGUGCUGUUCCAAAUACCACUCAGAAGACUGGAGUGGUAUAUAUUCAAGAAAAUCAUUCUAAGGCAAGUAAUGGAGAGAAUACUGGAAGAACUUCUCUCUGUGUGGAAGAAUCAGAAGACAGAAGUAUUGGAGGUCGAAGCAAAGCUAAAGGUCAGCAAGAUGUUUCUCGAGCAGAUGCUAUACGAAGUCAUGGUUUGGAGAAGGGCAAUUGUAGAACCAGAAGACACAACUUGAACCCAUCUGUUCAGGAACUUGCUUCUCGAGCAGCAUCUCGAGCCAUUGCUGAAGCUGCAAAAAACAUCACACCUCCAAAAUCAGCUUAUGAAUUUGAGGUUUCUUGGCGAGGCUUCUCUGGUGAUUGCUCCCUACAGGCUUGUCUGUUGAAGGCUACUUCUCCUUCUGCACUGCCCCAGAUAUUUAAAAAUGCCUUGUCUGCUCCUAUACUAAUUGAUAUCAUUAACACAGUAGCAACCUUUUUCACUGAAGAAAUCGAUUUAGCUGUCAAAUAUCUUGAAAAUUUAACCAAGGUCCCAAGAUUUGACAUGCUCAUCAUGUGCCUUUCAUCUGAAGAUAAAGCUGAUCUCCAGAAAUUAUGGGACGAAACAUUUUGCAAUGAAGCUACUCUAAUCGAGUAUGCUGAUAUUCUUGAUAAUUUGCGUUCAAAAUACUGCCUCAAUCGCUAAUUGUCCUGAUGGAUGUGCAAGAGAUGUGUUGAGCUAUUUGGUUUGUCUCUUCUAAACUUCUGAAAACUGUAAACUUACAUGUAAUGUUGCAAUCUUCCACCACUUUUUGUAAGCAAACCAAUUAACUGGUAGCAAAGUUGUCCUCCCGCUACGAUUUUUUUUUGGAGGUCCCCUCAGCUCAUGUCCAAAUUCCGAGAUUUGUCAGGUAUAGUCAAUGAAAUUAAAAGUAAAGACAUUGAUGGUAGGCUGAA